GUCUAGGAAAUUGUGAAUAUGCAAGGAGCAUUAUACGGUGUGAUUGUGCAGCUGUCAAAUACUUUCAAGAGUUCUUAAAGAAUCUAGGAUAACCUAACAUCUUCCUCUGCUGUACAUUGACCCCACUACAAACAAAAGCAGCCCAUCCCUGGCCUCCUAGCUCCCAGUUGCUGCCUGCUCCUCAGACCUGACGGACUCACAAGGUAUGGUGCUUAUGCUCAAUGUAUGGUGCACUGCCCAUCCUCAUCCCUCAUGAGACUUGGUUCUGAUGUAACCUAUAGUCAUGCAGGGAUGUCCUUAUACCUUUCCAUGAUGUCAUGAGUGGCGGGCAGCUGAUCAGUUCCAUCACAGCAGCAGCCUCCAAAGCACCUGCCCCCAGCUUCAGGUUAGAGCUGCUGCCACCUCCCCUGCACCUCCUUAGGAUGGUGCUGGGGUUUUCUUCCUAAGCCCACAGUUGUUCAACGGGUCUGUUGGUGCCAUUGGAACCCUGGAAUCGUCAGCCAUGAAUCUGUGUUGGAACGAAAUCAAGAAGAAGUCUCACAACCUCCGAUCUCGCCUAGAGGCCUUCUCAGAUCACAGUGGAAAGCUUCAGAUCCCUCUCCAAGAGAUUAUUGACUGGCUCAGCCAAAAGGAUGAGGAAUUGUCAGCUCAGCUGCCCCUACAAGGGGAUGUGGCCCUGGUGCAACAGGAGAAGGAGACACAUGCGGUCUUUAUGGAAGAUGUCAAGUCUCGGGGACCCUAUAUCUACUCUGUGCUGGAGUCAGCUCAGGCUUUCCUCUCCCAGCACCCAUUUGAAGAAUUAGAGGAGCCUUGUUUGGAGAGCAAAGAUACCUCUCCCAGACAGCGGAUUCAGAAUGUUAGCCGCUUUGUGUGGAAGCAGGCGACAGUGGCCAGUGAACUAUGGGAGAAGCUAACAGCCCGCUCUGUGGACCAGCACCGCCACAUUGAGCGCACUCUGGAACAGCUAUUGGAGAUCCAAGGGGCAAUGGAAGAAUUAAGCACUACUCUGACUCAGGCUGAGGGAGUCCGAGCCACUUGGGAGCCCAUUGGGGAUCUGUUCAUUGAUUCACUCCCUGACCACAUCCAGGCUCUUAAGCUAUUCAAAGAAGAAUUCUCCCCAAUGAAAGAUGGAGUGAAGUUGGUGAAUGAUCUGGCUCAUCAGCUUGCCAUUUCUGAUGUGCACUUGUCAAUGGAGAAUUCCCAGGCCCUGGAGCAGAUAAAUAUCCGGUGGAAACAGCUGCAGGUGUCAGUUGGCGAGAGGCUUAAGCAGCUCCAGGAUGCCCAUAGGGACUUUGGGCCCGGGUCACAGCACUUCCUUUCCUCCUCUGUACAGGUUCCCUGGGAAAGAGCAAUUUCACCCAAUAAAGUUCCCUACUACAUCAACCACCAGGCUCAGACCACAUGCUGGGAUCAUCCCAAGAUGACAGAGUUGUACCAAACCCUGGCUGAUCUGAACAAUAUUAAGUUCUCAGCCUACCGCACUGCUAUGAAGCUACGCAGAGUCCAGAAGGCACUGCGCUUGGACCUGGUAACUUUAGCCACAGCCUUGGAGAUCUUUAAUGAGCAUGAUCUUCAGGCCAGUGAGCAUGUGAUGGACGUGGUGGAGGUCAUUCACUGCCUGACUGCCUUAUAUGAACGGCUGGAGGAGGAAAGAGGCAUCCUGGUCAACGUGCCACUCUGUGUGGACAUGAGCCUCAACUGGCUCCUCAAUGUAUUUGAUAGUGGUCGCAGUGGAAAGAUGCGGGCAUUGUCCUUUAAGACUGGCAUUGCAUGCCUGUGUGGCACAGAAGUGAAGGAAAAAUUGCAGUCAGACCUCUUCAGCCAAGUAGCCAACUCAGGCAGCCAGUGUGACCAGCGCCACCUUGGUGUCCUGCUUCAUGAGGCCAUUCAGGUGCCCCGUCAGCUGGGGGAAGUGGCAGCCUUUGGGGGCAGCAAUGUGGAGCCCAGUGUCCGUAGUUGCUUCCGUUUUAGCACUGGGAAGCCAGUCAUUGAAGCUUCGCAGUUUUUGGAAUGGGUCAACUUGGAGCCCCAAUCCAUGGUGUGGCUAGCUGUUCUGCAUCGGGUCACCAUUGCUGAGCAAGUGAAGCAUCAGACCAAGUGCUCUAUCUGUAGGCAGUGUCCCAUCAAGGGCUUCAGGUACCGGAGUCUCAAACAAUUUAACGUGGACAUCUGUCAGACCUGCUUCUUGACAGGCAGGGCCAGCAAAGGCAACAAGCUGCACUACCCCAUCAUGGAGUAUUACACCCCGACCACAUCCAGUGAGAACAUGAGGGACUUUGCCACAACCUUAAAGAACAAGUUUCGCUCAAAGCAUUAUUUCAGCAAACACCCUCAGCGAGGUUAUCUGCCCGUGCAAUCAGUGCUGGAGGCUGAUUACAAUGAGACGCUGGCUUCUUCCCCGAGGUUACCACAUGCUGACACACACUCCCGCAUUGAGCAUUUCGCCAGCAGGCUUGCUGAGAUGGAAAGUCAAAAUUGCUCCUUCUUUAAUGACAGCCUGUCCCCAGAUGACAGCAUAGAUGAGGACCAGUAUCUGCUGCAGCACUCCAGCCCCAUUACAGACCGGGAGGCAGGCUUUGGACAGCAGGCUUCAUGCAACAUGGCCACAGAAAGCAAGGGGAAGCUGGAGAAGAUCCUGGCCCACUUAGAGGAUGAGAACCGGAUUCUCCAGGGAGAGCUGAGGCGCCUGAAGUGGCAGCAUGAGGAGGCUGCUGAGGCACCCACGUUGACUGAAGGCAUUGCUGAAGGAGCACAGGACCACCGCAAUGAGGAGCUUCUGGCUGAGGCCCGGAUCCUUCGGCAGCACAAGAGCCGCCUAGAGACACGCAUGCAGAUCCUUGAAGACCACAACAAGCAACUAGAGUCUCAGCUGCAGCGCUUAAGGGAACUGCUCCUGCAGCCACCCACCGAAUCAGAUGGCAAUGGCUCUGCAGGCUCGUCCCUAGCUUCCUCUCCACUGCAGUCAGAAAGCAGUCACCCCCAGGAGAAGGAACAGAUCACUCCAAACACUGAGGCUGCAGAUGGUGUGGGUUCAAAGACCCAAGAUGUCAGCCUGUGCUUGGAGGACAUUAUGAAGAAACUUCGUCAUGCUUUCCCCAGUAUGCGAAGCUCUGAUGUGACUGCUAACACCCUGCUGGCCUCUUGAUGGAGCCAGAUCCCCAUCUUAUAGACCAUAGUCCUCUCCUAGUUCUGUUAAAGCCUUCCCUCAACCUUCACCCAAACUUUCCAGUCCCCAUUGACCCUACAUUUCUCAGCCAGAAUUAUUUGGGCUCUGGGCAGCAGCAGGGAUCUGGUAGUAUGUGAGGUGGGUUUGUAAGGGUCGGGGAGGGAAGAGGCAUGAUUCCUCUGACUCUAAAAAUUUCCUCUUUAAAUCCUCAAGUUUGAGUCUUGUUCCUUAAGUACACUCCUGUUGUAGCUGAAGCAAAUAGCACUUGGAGGACACUCAGAUGGGAAUCAAAGAAGCUGCUUUGCAAAGCAAACCAGUGCUUGCUGUUGCCUUUCCUUCUCUGUGGAAAUAUGGAGAUUGGGAAGCCUAAUGACCCCCAGGUUCUAGCAUUGUGAACUCACAGGGGUUAGCUCUACUCUCUGGCCCAAAUCAGGGAGGUAAAAGGGUAUCCUCGAGACACCCUCUCUCCAUCAAAAUGACCCUGAAAAAUCUGGGCAGCAUGUGUUAUAUUACUUCAGCUUAGAGGCGUAUCUCUAGCCACCCUGAUACUACUUAGAUAUUGUUUUCUUCUCAAAUAUAUUCAGUUCCUCUGCCUCAGUCCCUGGCAGACCUUCCUCAAGGGGGGAACUGUUCAUUUUGGUUCCCACUUCUACCUUACAUUUGGAAACAUUAAAGAAUUACUUAUGAGCUUAGGGUUUGUUUGUUUUUUUUAACUCCUGAGCCUUCUCUACCCUAAGGGCCUCAUCAUCCUGAGAGACCAGCUGAGUGGCUCUGGACAUCCAACUGAAGCCCCCUUGGCUCUUCCAAGUCUGCCCUCACAGCCCUUGGGGAGGGGCAGCAGCUUACUUAGUAAAAGGAACUUGCUCUCCCUGGAAGAGAAAGGAGAGGCAACCCACUAGCCUGGAGGAGUGUGGCUGCCCAACACCCUUGCUUCUUUUAGGCUGAAUUGGAGGAGGUGGCUGGUUUUCCCCAGCUAAUCCUAAGACAGAUACAAUAGGCCACCCUGAAUAGUAGCCUAUUCAUAGGAUCCAUUGGCUACUUUCCAUACAGGCAAGAGCAUGGCCUUCCUUUGCAGAAAACUAUUCUUUCUAACUCUGGAAGGUGAACCCAAACCUCCAACUAAAUAGUUCUUCCUAGGCAACAUAUACCGGGAUUCCUUUAUCUGAAAACAGUUUAGGGUAGAUAGUGAGGAGAGGUGGAAGUGGGCUUGGGAACUUUGAACAGAGUCAGAGCCUACUUACUUAAGCAGCUUUCUUUCAAAAGGAGCUUUAUAAGCUAGAACCCUGAAAUUGACUUCAUUUGCUUAAGUUUAUAUGCAUACAUAUCUAUCUUACAUACCUACUGUACAUCAGUAUACCCCUGGUCUCACACAUUAAAUUCUAAUACCUCUUGAAAUAUUAAUGUUCUGCCUUGCUCUUUGUUAGCCCAAGCCUCUGGUUGAACAGAUAGAUACAUUCUGCCUGCUCCCCUAUGAUGUAUCUCCAUUCAUUGUUGGAGUGUGUUAUCUUCAAAACCAAAGCAACAGAAGCCUGCAGUCACAGAGGAAUCUAACAGGAAGAGUCACUCUCUUCUCUUUACUCAUUCCAGUUCGUGCUCCCUUGAGACCUGUGACUUGGAGGAAUUUUCCCAGGGUCCUCUGAACAAUGAAUGGGUCAGGUACCAAAAUAGAGCAAAUCCAAGCUUAACUACCCCAUGCAGAGAAGUAACAAACAGGCUUUUAUUAGCCUUCAUCAGGCUAAGACACAGACUACAUCUUCUAUCCCUUUCUAGUUCUUAAGUCUGGCUCGAGGCCUUAAAGAAAGCUAUGGUUGCCACUGAAGUCAAGAGGGUGUGAGAUGCUUGGGGUGUUAUGUUACAACCAAGCAAUGGGCCAGUGGGUAAAACUGCUGGAAAGCUAGAUUUAUCUGCUGUAGGGGAGGGAGGGCAGCAGCUUGUGUCCAAAAGCCUAGCAUUUAGAAUCACCAGGGGACAUUAAGGCAGAAGCCCAGAGUGCCAGAUAUCACCACAACAUCUGCUUUACUGUUCAUAAGGUCUCUGUGCAGAAAGACUUGGGUAUCUGGAUGUAUUAUGAGCACGUGGUAGGUGGGCAUCAAACACAGAGCCUGAGCAUCUGUCCAUGAGUGAGGGAAGCUAUAUUUGUAGGGGUAUAGAUUGUGAGUAGGAAUGGGAUAGAAGAAAUUUGCUAUUAAACAGAGAUCUCAAGGUCUUUGAGGCUUAUGGUUGCUUAAUCCUUAGGAGUGCAGAAGUUAUGAAAUAAUCUUUUACCAGGGAAGUCCUGGAAAAUCCUUUAUGUAACCCGCACUUCCCUUGAGAUCUAGGGUUGCUGAGGGCCUGUGGCAACCACAGUGGGCCAGGCAUGAUAGGGAAGUUGUAGAUCUUGUUAUGUAGGAUUUGUGUUGUUACAUGGAUUGAAGCAGCAGGUCAAGAGUUGAAUUUUCACUACCAGGAUCACUGACACUUUGUGGUCCUGUGUUUACCUUAAAGCCAGAGGUGAGUAUAGGCAUACCUUGUUUUAUUGCACUUUGCUUUGUUGCACUUCACAGAUGCUGCUUUUUUGUUUUUCACAAGUUGAAGGCAAGACCCUCCACCAGUAAAACGAUUAUAACCUAUUUUACUGUGAAGCUUAUUUAUUGUGGUGGUCUGGAACUGAAUCUGAAAUAUCUCCAUGGUAUGCCUCUUUAUCACUCAAGGCUCUGGUGAUGGUCACUGCAUUAUGUACAAACAUUAUGCCCACAGUGAGGUAAAUGGAUCCAUGGGCACUGUAAAUCCAAAUUAGGGUGGGAUUUACUGAGAUUGUUAUAUGUCAUUAGGCAUCUGUCAUGUAUGUGUCUCCUAAAGGAAUUGUGUGUGAUGCUGUGUAGUGUAUGUCCUUGUACUGAAAGUGUGGUGAAGGGAGUUACUGGGUAGGUAGCCAGAGGAAAAUCUCUGACUUGAUGGGUUAGUAUCUGUGAUAAGGAAUGUGCCUGCCGGGGUUGUUGUCAAAUAGUAUCAAUGAACAGUUAGGACUGAUAGGUGAUUUAUUCUUGACAGAAUCUGAUAGAAGCCAAGAAGCCAUUUUGAGGGUGCCUCUGCCUGUAGUGAGAGCAUAGUGGAAUCAUGUUGACUAGAAAAUUGUUAGGCAAGGGUGACUGGCUGGAGGGCAUCAGGCUGUUUGUUGUUUGGUUCCCUAGAGAGGGCCCUACCCAGGAGGACAUGUGCCCUUCCCUCCAGAAUGGAAAUGCUGAAAUCAAGGCUCUCAAGUGCCCAUUUUCUUCAAGGUCCCAAGUUUGGAAAUAUUUUCUUGCAGAGAAACCUGUUUGAGCUUCUUUGCUCCAGGAACUGGGCUUGUAUAUUGCAGUAAUGAGAAAUCCUGAGGCCAGACAGAGGCCUCCAGAUUCAUUUAAAGGAAUAGUCUACUGCCUGAGGUGUGUGUUUGGGACCUGAGCUCCAUAUCCAGCUUCAGGCUAGAGAGUUGCUUCAGCACACAUUCUCAAUGGUAGACUUAUGGCCUCUGAAACCAUUUCAGGUCAAGAAUCCCAUCAAAGUUUCUUUGACAUAGGUGACAGAUAACCAAGAACAUUAAAAGACAAACAGUCCUGGGAGAGAAAUGGGCCCUUGCCCUAGGGCUGUGGAGACUUAGCUGCUCAGCAGGACACCUCUAUUUCUAGGCCUCCUUGUCAAUAACUGUCUCUGGGAAUAAAGGAAUACUUCAAUUCCUUCUUACUUUUUUAACACCCAUGGCUGUGGGAGAGGGAAAGGCUCAAGGCCAGGGCUCAGGCCCCAGCUACAUCUCCUCCCAUAAUUGAUGCAUUUGUGGGAGGAGGUGUGGCGUGCUGAAUGUCCUUGCUGUCCCCAGGGCAGUAUUGAAGCUGGACUGAAGCCCACUAUGCUGUUUGCUGGCUGCAAGAACUAGACAUGAGGAUAAGAGUUAGGGAAGGAAUUUGAGGGAGGUUGCAAGGGUAGCUAGCACAUUAGUCUAGAAAAGUUUGGGAUGAAGGAACAGGACUGGAAACAAAUUGGUUAACAUUGAUUGCCACUCACUGUGGUGCU
Messenger RNA from Artibeus jamaicensis (Jamaican fruit-eating bat), 7195 nucleotides. RefSeq names its product dystrophin related protein 2 (gene DRP2). Gene Ontology annotation, biological process: synaptic signaling. Gene Ontology annotation, molecular function: zinc ion binding; protein binding. The record is from RefSeq and is a predicted model, not a curated record. The transcript is spliced from 25 exons. The coding region runs from base 503 to 3145 and encodes 880 amino acids. Gene Ontology annotation, cellular component: plasma membrane. NCBI's taxonomy places the organism in Eukaryota, Metazoa, Chordata, Mammalia, Chiroptera, Phyllostomidae.